Culicoides brevitarsis is the source of this 1894-nucleotide messenger RNA. It is a transcript of the gene P5CDh1, whose product is annotated as delta-1-pyrroline-5-carboxylate dehydrogenase, mitochondrial. The transcript has 9 exons. Gene Ontology annotation, molecular function: L-glutamate gamma-semialdehyde dehydrogenase (NAD+) activity. The record is from RefSeq and is a predicted model, not a curated record. Bases 158 to 1867 code for a protein of 569 amino acids. Lineage: Eukaryota; Metazoa; Arthropoda; Insecta; Diptera; Ceratopogonidae. Gene Ontology annotation, cellular component: mitochondrial matrix.
UUUUUUUAAAUUUUAUAAAAAAUCAAAUUUUUGUUGUAGCGAUUGUAUAACAAACAUAAAAUAUUUAUUGUGUAUAUAAUUAAAAAAAAUAAGCUAAUUAAUUAAACCUGUAUUAUAAGGAAAAAAUUUUACUGAGAAUAUUUGCUUCGAAGGAAAAAUGUUAAGUUUUUAUAAGAAAACCUGGAAUACAUCAUUGAAGCAACAAAUUAUCACUAAACGAUUUAUUGGUUCGAUUGUUCAUCAACCAGUAUUUGAAAACUAUGGAAUUAAAAACGAACCUAUCUUAGAUUAUGAACACAACUCAAAAGAAAGAAAAAAGUUGAAAGACACAUUAGAACGAAUGUCAUCAAAAAUAGAAAACAUUCCUAUAAUCAUCGGGGACAAAGAAAUUUAUUCUGGACAAGACCGUUACCAAGUAAUGCCUCAUAGUCACAAAGAAAAAAUUGCGAAAUUUUACUAUGCUGACAAAAAACUUAUAAAAGAUGCAAUUACGGUAGCUGUUGAAGCUCAAAAAAAGUUUGAUAAAACUCCAAUGGAAUAUCGUGUUCGUAUUUGGGAAAAGGCUGCUGAUUUAAUGUCUGGACCGUAUCGCCAAGAACUUAAUGCUGCAACUAUGUUAGGGCAAUCCAAAACUGUAAUUCAAGCCGAGAUAGACAGUGCAGCAGAAUUAAUUGACUUUAUUAGAAUGAAUCCAUACUAUGUUAAGGAGGCAAGCAAAUACCAACCGAUAAGUGAGAAUCCAACAAUUACGAAAAACAGCAUGCGUUUUCGAGGUAUAGACGGCUUUGUAGCAGCUAUAAGCCCCUUCAAUUUUACUGCGAUUGGGGGAAAUUUGGCAUACACUCCUGCUUUAAUGGGCAAUAGUGUAUUAUGGAAACCAUCUGAUACUGCAGUUUUAUCAAAUUACAUAAUAUUUAAAAUCAUGCGAGAGGCUGGUGUUCCCAGUGGUGUUGUUAAUUUUGUACCAGCUGAUGGUCCUGUUUUUGGUAGUACAAUUACGAGUUCUUCACACCUUGCUGGAAUAAAUUUUACUGGUUCUGUAGCGACAUUUAAUUGGUUAUGGCAAGCAGUAGCACAAAAUAUAGAAACAUUUAUAAAUUUUCCUCGAUUAAUUGGUGAAGUUGGAGGAAAGAACUAUCACUUUAUUCAUCCGUCAGCAGAUGUUAACUCAGUUGUGAAUGGCACUAUUAGGUCUAGUUUUGAGUAUUGUGGACAAAAAUGUUCAGCAUGCUCUAGGAUGUACGUUCCGGAAUCUUUAUGGGCAGACAUUAAAGAAGGACUUUUGAAAGCUAUUAAGACUUUAGUAUUUGACGAUGUUCGUAAUUUUAGUGCAUUUUCUUCUGCAGUUAUUGAUGAUAGAGCAUUUGAUAGAAUCAAGUCUUAUAUCGAUUAUGCAAAAAGUUCAAAAAAAUUAGACAUUAUUGCAGGUGGUAAAUGUGAUAACUCAAACGGUUAUUUUAUUGAGCCUACCAUAGUCCAAACAUUUGACCCACAUGAUAAAAUAAUGAAAGAAGAAAUAUUUGGGCCUGUUUUAAGCAUUUAUGUUUAUAAAGAUAAUGAUUUGAAUGAAGCACUUAAACUAGUUGGUUCAACAACUAAAUUUGCAUUAACUGGAGCUGUCUUUGCGCAAGACAAACAGUUUCUUGAGAAUGCAUUUGAAGAACUGAAAAUGACUGCAGGCAACUUUUAUAUCAAUGAUAAGUCAACUGGCUCCGUGGUAGGACAACAGCCCUUUGGAGGUGGUCGAUUAUCAGGAACUAAUGAUAAAGCUGGAGGACCACAUUAUGUUCUUCGUUGGACAUCGCCACAAUCGAUUAAAGAAACAUUUAUGCCAUUAAAGGAAAUCGAUUACCCAUACAUGCGUUAGAUUAAGCCAUGAUGCAAUAUUCUUUAU